Molecule: messenger RNA, 207 nt
Organism: Protopolystoma xenopodis
Lineage: Eukaryota; Metazoa; Platyhelminthes; Monogenea; Polystomatidea; Polystomatidae
Source: the annotation of a GenBank genome assembly
AUGCUGGGUCACGCACUCCGUGUCUAUGCUGGUUCACAUGACAGCCUGCUUCAUCGCGUUCUCUUUCACGCCACCCAGUUGGUAGGAUUCGCUCAUUUUAACUCAACUGGUUUGGCCAGCUCUCUUGGCCCCUCCAUUCGAUGUGCCUCUCAUCUGGCCAGCUCUGCCGGUAUUGCCCUCCAAAAAGCUCAAGAGCUGCAGAUGUAA